UCAUAUCUCUGCGCUGCUCAUAGGCAAUACAUUGAUUUUUUUUUUUAGCGUGACCAUGAACCAUCGCGUCACGGGAAUGUGAUGUUCACGUUUAGCUUAUUACAGAUAUUAACAUUCAGCUGUUUAUCUCUCCAGAGGGGUCACUUUUGUUAACUUAUGCCCGUCCCUUCAACCCCUCCCAGUCCAUUAAUCAGCGCUAAUGUUACUCAUUUGGACUCCGUCUGUCACCGGGAUGUAGCUUAGUGAACUGAAUCAGUCUCUGGACCAAUUGUAACUGCACGUGGUCUUGAGUGCUGUGUUUAUCGGUCAUAUGGCGUCGGGUCAUUUGGUGUCAUGAUGGAUCCACUCCUCAAGAGAAACAUCACUUUUCUCGGUGACUUCACCUGGAACAGCGUGUCAGGAUGUAGCGUUGGCCUGAAGCCCGUCCCCCUGCAAGGCCUCUCAGAGUUGGAGAGGGUUCGUCUCCAGGAUGUGGCGUUCAGACGAUUGCUUCGGGACUGCGACCCGGGCUGCCACAUCACCAUCCCUAAAUAUGGCCACAAGCACAAGAAGUUACUUAGGCGGAAGUUGGAUUCAUUAUCUAAAGAGAAGAGUAAAGACAAAGAGACUAUGCCCCAGGCGUUUGGCAUACCACUGUCGCAGGUCAUAUCCAACGACCGCACACACAAGCAGCGGCACGAUCCCCCGCGGGAGGAGCACAGCGAAUUGAUGCUAUCCUUCCUCCACUUCAACUCCAGCUUCAAAAGAGGGAACAAGGACCUCUCCAGCAGCAACUCAUCCCUUAGCUCCACUUCUGAGACCCCUAAUGAAUCACCUCUGCUCGGCACGCCAGACGCAGCCCCGCGGACACGCAGAAGGGGUGGGGUAUCAGUGGACUGCAUCACUGAUCUUGAUGAUAACCAGUCUCGGCUCUUGGAGGCCCUUCAGCUCUCUUUGCCAGAGGAGGCAGCUGGCAACAGGAAGAAGCGACACGACAAGAAACUCAGCCUUAACCCUAUUUACAGGCAGGUGCCCAGGGUAGUGGAUCUCUGCUGCCAGCACCUGGAAAAAUAUGGCCUGCAGACAGUUGGAAUUUUCCGUGUUGGAAGUUCCAAGAAGAGAGUACGACAGCUUCGCAAGAAUUUUGACCAGGGAUGGGAGGUACAUUUGGGUGAGGAGCCCAGUGUCCAUGAUGUAGCUGCGUUGCUUAAAGAGUUCCUCAGAGACAUGCCUGACCCACUGCUUACAAGAGAACUCUACACAGCCUUCAUCAACACAAUGACAGUGCUGGAUCAUUCAUUCCAAGAGAGCGCCAUCCAGCUCCUGAUAUUUCUGCUUCCUCCGUGUAACAGCGACACGCUGCAGCGCCUCCUCUGCUUGUUGUCAACAGUGGCUGCACACGCUGAUAACAGCUUGGACAAUGACGGACAGAUCACAGGAAACAAGAUGACAUCACUCAAUCUAGCAACCAUCUUUGGACCCAACCUCUUGCACAAGCAAAAGAACUCGGACAAAGAGUUUGCAGUCCAGAGUUUUGCCCGAGCAGAGGAGAGCACAGCCAUCAUCAGCGUGGUCCAAAAGAUGAUCGAUACAUAUGAGACACUUUUUAUGGUUCCUGCUGAACUGCAGAAUGAGGUGCUGAUGAGUGUGAAAGAAACUGAUCCUGAUGUUGUGGAUUACUUGCUGCGGAGGAAGGCCUCCCAGCACUCUGAGCCAGGCCUUCAUAGAGCACGGGAUUCCUUCUCUCUGGCUAAGAGGUGCGUUUCUAAUGACUCCAUCAAAGCGUUGAGUGGAGAGGUGUCUCCCUAUGACAACAACUCUCCUGUCCUGUCAGACCAACAGCUGUUUAAAUACCCAGAGGAUAGCAGUCCCCUCUCAGACAGGAUGGCCAGACUUUCUGGCCAGUUCAAACUCAGCAGCCAUUCUAAAGACGGAUCUGGCAGCACCUCUCCUACACUUUCUACAGAUAAAGAGGCUUCAACUGACAAUUUCUGGGACACCUGGCAUGGACUAUUCAGCAAAGAGUUUACUGGCCAUCAUAUCACUGGCUCCCUCGGAGACAUGUCGGAAUGUGAGUCGUAUGGCUCUUCAGAGGGGCUGAGCUGUCACCAAGGUAACAACAAGCUGCCCGUCAGACCAACACAAACCUCAUUGGGCGUGCUGGAAAUCAGGCCACACCCCCCAGUGACUCGCAGCUGCAGUGGUCCCGAUGACCAGAGAGGACAGAGACAACCUCAAUCAUCAUUACAUCAGGGAUUGAGCAGCCAAUCAGCGGCCCGCAGCUCUGAUAACUUAGCAGAAAGGACAGGACACCCAGCAUGCUCUUCACUUAAGGUCAGGAAGGAGGGUUUGUCUCCCCUUCACUACACCGGACAGCUGAGGGAGACCCAUAUUUCUUACUCCACACCCUCCCUCUUCACGUUUGAGUCUGACACUCAAACCCCACAGCAGUACCAGCAAAGUCCUGCCCCGCAGACCGUAAAUAAAGCAGACACCUCUGGGCCUGGACAAAAAAAGAGCCCAAGUACACCAAACUGGCAGACGGAGAGGUGGCAUAUAUGGCAUAUACUGUCAAAAGAAAAUGCAGACGCCCUGCCUGAGACAUUGGUGUGAUGCACCCUGUGACUGUGUUGAACAAUUCUGAAGAACACUUCAAAUAACAGGGGACAUUUUCCUGUCACAUCAUCAGUCACUGAAAUGCUACUGUUUGUCCGUAUAUGCAGUAUUAGUUAAUGUUUCUCAUUGAUUCACUGAUGGGACUUUACACCAACCAAUAUUUUUAAAUGGUGAUGAUAGUUCUGUAUUAUCGCAGGGCAACUGUUUAUAUAUUCAUAUUGUUGUGUAUGUAAACAUGAUGUAAAUUAUGUAUUUUGUAGUUUAUUUUAAUAAAUUGUAGUCACACAGAGAUUAUUUGAAAUACAACCAUCAAAACGAGUAUUUAGACCUGAAUGUCAUAAUUACACUUGAAUGGUAUUCAUUUUUUAUUUGAGAACAUGAAUGUUUAUAAGCUGAAUGUAACUAUAUAAAUCUGUUUAUGUUGUCAUUGCUUUAGAUGUGUACCGUUUUAUAUACUUUAGCUACUUAAACAUUUAGUUUUGUUACCAGCUCCAAUUAUAUGCUACUUGUGGAAAUGCUGCAAUAUGAGAAUUUAAGAAUUUGUAUAUCUUCUAAACUGUCGACACAUCGUACGUGUAGGAAAACGGCUGAAUGAAAUGAAUUUGAAUCAGUUCUGUGGUGUGGUGUUACUAAAUGUAACAUGAAUGGAAUAAGUGAUUGUAAAGUAAUGUAGGUCACAUUGUACAUUUUUGUUCAAGUUAUACCUUGUUUGAUAUACUUUGGAAUUCAGUAAGACCCUCUCUUCCUUCAGGGUUAUUCUUUGUUGCCAGUUGGUAUUUUUGCCCAUUGCCAUGUGAUUACCUAUAUCAACAGCUACAAAGUAAAAAAUAUAAUCACCAAUGUAGGAAAUAAAUG
This is a messenger RNA of Anoplopoma fimbria (sablefish), 3450 nucleotides long. RefSeq names its product rho GTPase-activating protein 6-like. Bases 334 to 2592 code for a protein of 752 amino acids. Gene Ontology annotation, biological process: signal transduction. Lineage: Eukaryota; Metazoa; Chordata; Actinopteri; Perciformes; Anoplopomatidae. The record is from RefSeq and is a predicted model, not a curated record. The transcript is spliced from 13 exons.